Messenger RNA from Pediculus humanus corporis (human body louse), 2562 nucleotides. Its product is annotated as chromatin regulatory protein sir2, putative. The coding region runs from base 1 to 2562 and encodes 853 amino acids. The record is from RefSeq and is a predicted model, not a curated record. Gene Ontology annotation, molecular function: NAD+ binding. Lineage: Eukaryota; Metazoa; Arthropoda; Insecta; Psocodea; Pediculidae. The transcript has 8 exons.
AUGUCUUGCAAUUAUGCUGACGGGUUAUCCCCGUAUCACGAUAAAGGACAACUCGGUCUUGAAGAGAAAUUCGAUAUUAAAUCGGUUGUUUCGGCAAAAGUGUCACUUUUAGCCAAAUGGAUUAAUGAAGCUAAUCAUGUUGUCAUUCAUACAGGUGCAGGUAUAAGUACCUCUGCUGGAAUACCAGAUUUUAGGGGUCCAAGAGGAGUAUGGACAUUGCAAGCUAAAGGUGAAAAACCUGAUUUAAGUAAAGAUUUUAAUGAGGCCAUACCAACGGUUACUCAUAUGGCCAUCAUGAAGCUUGUAGAAAAACAAAAAGUUAAAUAUGUCGUUAGUCAAAAUAUCGAUGGUCUUCAUUUAAGAUCAAAUUUAAGAAGGAAAUAUUUGUCCGAGUUACAUGGGAACAUGUUUACUGAACAAUGCAAUUCUUGCAAUAGGCAGUUUGUUAGAAGUUCACCUGUGCCAACAGUAGGGCAGAAAUCGAUAAAUAAAAAUUGUCCUGCCACAAAAGCAAAUGGUAGACCUUGUCGUGGAAGACUACAUGAUACUAUAUUGGACUGGGAGCAUAAUCUUCCUGAAAAUGAUUUAGGAAUGGCUGAUUAUCAUUCCUGCUUGGCUGAUUUAAGCAUUUGUUUAGGCACAACAAUGCAAAUAGUUCCUAGCGGGAAUUUACCUCUUUAUACCAAAAGGCAUGGAGGGAAAUUAGUAAUAGUAAAUUUGCAACCUACAAAACAUGAUAGGAAAGCAAAUUUAUUAAUACAUGCAUAUGUUGAUGAGGUUAUGACAAUGCUAAUGAAACAUUUAAAUAUAAAAAUACCUAAAUAUGCAGUGAAAAAUGAUCCCACGCGUAUUUUACCAUUAUCAGGUAAGAAAUUUUUCGAAUGGACAAUAUCAGACUACGAUUUGAAAAAAAUGAAAAAAGUUUACGAAGAAAAAUGUGGUACUAAAGAAGCUAAAAAACGAUUAGAAAUGAUUUCCAAUGAUAUACCCGUUGGAAAUAGUAAAAAUUUAAAAAGAAAAAUAAAAGAAGAUGAAGAUUCGGAUUUGGAAGUAUUAGAUGUCAUUGUCAAGCCGAAAAAAGGUAGAGAAUCUUCUAGAAGGGGCUCUAGGAAAAAUUCGACUCCCGUUUACAAUACGACAAUCACUAUAAAAAAAGUAACGGCUCCUCCGAAAAAAGUUAAAUACGAUGGUGAAAAAAUUACGAUUAAGAAAAAUGUGACGCCUACGAAAACCAAAUACGAAAUAGUCACAAAGCCGCCAAAAAAAGUACCUAAAUGUGAAAUUGUUUACUGUGACGAUGAUGAAGCGUGUAAUGAUGAUUUGGAUAUGAUAUGCGAAUCCGAUGAUGAUGAUGAAAUGACAAACAAAUUUACAUAUAAUUUUAAAAUAUAUUUACAAAAUGAUGAUGUCAAAAAAGAAGAAACGGAAGUUAAAACGGAAGUUAAAUCCGAAGACGUUAUAACACCCGAACCCAUGGACGUGGAUAAAUCAAUUAAAAAUAUCGAUAACGAUAAUGACGUCAUCGAAUUGGAUUCCGAUCAAAAUAAAAAUGGCAAAGAAAUUUGUGAAAGUUCAGCUGCUACGGAUAUUUCUACUGAUAAUUUGAAAAUUGCGGACAAUUUAGAGGAGGAAAAAAAUGUCGAAGAAUGUCCAUCGUCUGAAGGAGAAAUGAAUUCGAAAAAAGAAAAUAAUGAAACGUUUAUGGAAAGUAGUAAAGAUGUGAGCACCGAGUCAAUGGAAACAACCGUGAUUGGUGAUGAGAAAAAUUCAUUCGAAUUAAUUAAUUCUGGGCAGAAGACAUCGAAUGAUGAUGACGUCACUUUAGAAAAACAAGAUAUUGUGAAAGAUGACUUGAGCGGGGAAAAAGAACAAAUUUGUUUGGUAGAAAAUAAUAACGACAAAAGUUCGAACGAAACGGAAUGUAAUAAUCAAAAAUCAGUAAUAAUAAUGAUUAAUGAUACGAAUGAAGAUGAACCGGAAGACAAAAUCGAGUUUAAAAAGGACAAUGAAAACGAACACAGUUGUCCAGAUCGAGAAAAAGAAUCCGAAGAAAAAUCGAAUCCGUUAAAUGUUGACACAACCGAGGACAAGACUGAAAGAAAAGAAGAAGAAUUUCCGCCGGAACCUUCGAAUUCGACGUUUGAUGACGAAUCACAUCAAAAGGAAAACCAAAGCGUGAUCGUGGUGGAUAUUUCGAAAGGAGAAGAAUCUUUGAAUAAAUCUUCUGCGGAAUCAACACCCAAACCUGAAACAAACGUCACGGAAAGAAAAUCAGAACAAAUUGUUAAUUUAAAAGAGAGAACGGAAGAGGUAAAAAUUAGUAGUAGUACGUUACCGGAUGUAGUUGAUUCGAACGUAAUCGAAAAUUUGGCAACGCAGCAAACGAAUAUUGUCGAGACUCCAGAAAAAAAAGAAACGGAAACUUUGAUGGCGGUCAUCGAAGAUGAAACAAAUGAAAAAAAAUUAAAUCGGGAUUCGGGAGAAAAAUCUGGAAAUAAUUUAACCGAAAUCGAAUCCGAUUUAUCAAAUACAAAUAUUGAUGAUAACUUCUUCAACGAUUGA